AUGGAUAAACUAUUCGGCUCCGGGACUACUGAAACCAGCAGCAGCAGCAGCAUUAGCGGUGGGACUGAUGUUACCGUUACUUCUACUUCGGCCUCAGGAACGGCAGGAACGGGGACUGGGUCUAUAAUUCGAAGUAACAGCCGUGCGAGGUCGAGGUCUCCACUACCCCGCAACAAUCUUGAUGGGAUAACUCGUUCGAGUUCGGUUUCGAAGGCUAUAACGGAUCAUGUAGUCGGUUCUACGAAAAGAAUAUCACCGAAGGACUACCCGGAGGAUUGUCCCGCUGUAUUGGCGAGGUGGCAUUAUGCUGUUGAUAAUCCGAAACGAAAACCAUUCCAGAAGGAACCCGACUUGAAGAAUCCUCCAAAGCCGCCCGUUAAAUUUGUCCCAUUUGGUGAACAAGAUUCGAAAAGGAUUGAGGCUGCUUUUUUGGAACUUUCGGAGAGGGAUGAUGCGAAAACAGCUCUAGAGGCCGAAAAACCUUGGACUUCUAGGAGGAAGGAUAGUGAUGAUGAAGAUAGUACAGAUCCUGGGGUGACAGAAGAUGAGGAGGUUACGGUGAUGGUUAACGAAGAUUACUUGUUCGAUGUGCAUAUUAAGGCUAGGGAGUUGGCGAGUGCCUAUUGGGAGGGACCGGUCUAUAGUGUUCUGAGGGGGACUUGGUUUCGAGAUGAGGGUAGCAGUUUACGGCCGUUGGAAGAAAAGCUGAGUGAUCAGGUUGAAAGAGGAUAUAUCAAAUUCAAGCCGUAUCGACAAAAGACACCCAUUGUCCCACCUACCGUCGCAGGACCUUCUGCCGCCGCCGCCACCAUAACGACUUCAAAUACGGAUUCCUCAAAACUAAAUGUGCCGACGAUAGAAACAACUCAAGCUGAUAUUACACCGCCCCCCGGGCUUUCACAACAGCAGAGCUGGCCCCUAUUGGGUCCUUGGUUGAAUUCGUUCGUUGUUUACUCGGAUGCUACUACAGCAUGGCUUAUGACGGAUGAUAUCUAUGGAAAAAUCAGUUCUACUUUGUUCCAGAGGAUGACGUCUGGGCAGAACCUCGGAGGGGUCAAGUUAGUCAGGGGAUGGGUUGACAAGGCGCCAGUUGGGAAACCAGUCGCCCCCGGCGGUGUAGCAUCUGCAGCCGGAUCAAGGCCUGUUACUCCUACGCCUGGAAAACCGGGUGGGUCGAAAAGAUCAUCGAUGAUUAUUGAUCCUAAGAAAAAUGCUAGUCCGAAGGCUCCGACGAAAGAUGAGGAACCACAGACUGGAGCGCAGGCAGGUAGGAUUGCAUUGGAGAGGAAGAUGUCGACGUUAUUAGGGAUGGGGGAUGAUGAUGAUCCCGAGAAGGUUAUGGAGGAUGAAAUGAAAGAAGAUUACAAAAAUAGUGAUGAGAAUGAAAAUGAUCGGGAAGUUGAGCAUUUGAUUCUGGUCACUCAUGGGAUCGGCCAGCGGCUUUCGCUAAGGAUGGAGUCUAUAAACUUCAUUCACGACGUGAAUGUAUUUCGAAAAACGUUGAAGGACGUCUAUGGAGCUUCACCUGAUAUUCAGCAGCUUAACGCGGAGUUGGAUAAUCUGCCUAAGAAUUGUAGGAUUCAGGUGCUUCCAGUUUGCUGGAGGCAUCUUUUAAACUUCCCAAAAGAAGCACUUCGAGCACAUCGCCUAAAUUCUGGGUAUGCCACGAACCUAUCACAGACAGAUGUCGAACAUGAUAUAGGAGAUCCGGAUGACGAUAGUAUCUACGAAUCUUACCCUGCUCUGGACGACAUUACAAUCGAAGGUGUUCCUGCCGUACGCAGUCUGAUCACCGACCUUGCCCUCGACAUUCUCCUAUAUCAAAGUGCUUACCGGGAGCACAUCGGCCGCAUCGUCGUUCGCGAAUCAAAUCGCAUCUACGAACUUUGGAAGGCCCGUAACCCCGGCUGGAACGGCCGGGUUUCAUUAUGUGGACAUUCCCUCGGUUCAGCUAUCUAUUUUGAUAUCCUAUGCAGAGAAGGAUUUAAAGGCAAGCAAGUAGGGUCGGGGCUGAACUUCAAAUGUGAUAGUUUCUUUGCAUUUGGCAGUCCGAUCGGGUUAUUUCAAAUGUUGGAGGGCAAGUCUAUUGCUGCUCGAACGCCAAUGUCGAAAGUUUUGAUGAUGGAUAACGAACCCCAGGAUAUUUUGACACCGCCGGAGGCAAGGUCCGAUUAUUUUGGGUCUUUCGAGCCUGGAAACUUUGGAGGCAGUGGAGUGUUAGAUAUUAAUAUUUCUUCGCCGUCGUGUGGACAGUUAUACAAUAUCUUCCAUCCCACGGAUCCAAUCAGUUACAGGAUGGAGCCGUUGGUUACGAAGGCUAUGAGCGAGAUUAAACCGCAGAAUUUACCAUAUACGAAGAAAACGCUAUUGGGAAAUCAACUCGCAGGACUAUCAGGGAUCGGACAGAGUAUUACCAGUAUGUGGAGUAAUUUCUCUGCUGGGGUGGCUAGUAGUAUUUUGAAUAGGAGUUUGGGUUUCACGGGAGAGCAUGCGAUUAGCGAUAAAAGAAAGAGUGCAGGUUCGUUGGAUAUUGAGACCUGGUACGAUGAGGGAGAGGAGAUGGAACACAAGCCUACAUUGAUUGAUGGGGAGUUGGAGACUUUGUAUGCCGGGUUCCAGAAGAGUAGAGGUGGGAAGGAUGACGGCGAGGGUGGUGACGGGGAUGGUCCAAAGACAGAAGCGGAGAGAAGGGCAGAGGAGAAAGCGAAAAGGCUUAAGACUGAGGAAAGGAAGGUUAGGGCUCUGAAUAGGACGGGGAGGAUUGAUUUUUCGGUGCAGGAAGGGGCAUUCGAUAUCAGUUUGAUUGCAUCGAUUGCGUCGCAUUUGAGCUACUGGUCUGAUGAGGAUGUAAACAGCUUUAUUCUGUCGCAGCUUCUUUCUAACAGAAGAAAGUCUUCAGUGGCUAAGCCACCACAGAGUGUGGCUGGGUCGACAUAA
Orbilia oligospora ATCC 24927 is the source of this 2937-nucleotide messenger RNA. RefSeq lists its product as uncharacterized. Gene Ontology annotation, cellular component: cytoplasm. Bases 1 to 2937 code for a protein of 978 amino acids. Gene Ontology annotation, molecular function: glycerophospholipase activity; metal ion binding. Lineage: Eukaryota; Fungi; Ascomycota; Orbiliomycetes; Orbiliales; Orbiliaceae. The transcript is spliced from 6 exons. The record is from RefSeq and is a predicted model, not a curated record.